Epinephelus lanceolatus (giant grouper) is the source of this 2256-nucleotide messenger RNA. Its product is annotated as leucine-rich repeat-containing protein 19-like. The record is from RefSeq and is a predicted model, not a curated record. Lineage: Eukaryota; Metazoa; Chordata; Actinopteri; Perciformes; Serranidae. Gene Ontology annotation, biological process: interleukin-8 production; positive regulation of non-canonical NF-kappaB signal transduction. Gene Ontology annotation, cellular component: plasma membrane. Gene Ontology annotation, molecular function: protein binding; signaling receptor activity.
AGUGGAAUCCUGCUGCUGAGGAAACUUAAGAUUGUAAGGCAGUGGAUGACAUGCUUCUUUAAAAGCUUCCACUUUAGUGGAAAAUUAUGAAAAAAGUCACGUAAUGAAAGUGAGAAGUAGACUGACUGAAAGUGAGAAAACUAAGACAUACUGUUGUUGAUUUUGCAUAUAUUUUUUCCUUUUUCUUUGUUUGGUAAAUGGAUGGACAUUUUCAGAAUGAAAGAAAAAUUUGAAGAGGUUGAUAUGUAUAGCUUAUUAUGCAGUGGUUUUAGAGGCCCGGCCCACUUGAGAUGAAAGUGUGUGUGGCCCCUGAACUAAAAUGAGUUUGGUUUACAGUGAUAGCUGUAACAUGAAAGCUGUUUCACUUUCGACCUAUAAAAAAGAUUUCCCCCCACUGCUGCCAUGCAUGCUGCUCUUUCUUUUAAUGUGUUUAAGGAAAACCUUUUUAUUUUAUUUUUUUUAACUAUAUACUGACAUUUUAAGGCCUAAACAUCAAACACUCUAUGAAAAUAAUCUUUUUGAUGCAGCUCUACAAAAAAAUAAUACAAAACCUGUAGAGCCAGUUCUUUUAUUGUGGCGUUAUGAAUAUUUCUUUUAUCUGCUUCUACUCUAAUUUUUUGAGUGCAAAAAAAUGAUUUGUGAUAAACUGCAACCAACCUGGCAAUAACAGACUGGAAUUAAAAAGCAGUGGUGAAACUGUUUCAACUAAAAAUGUGAACUCAACGUAAUCAAAUAUGCAAACUCAGUAUUGGCAAUGAAAGAAUAGCUGGUUUGAAUGAGUGACUUAGUGGCUGAUGGUCAGAGCUAAAACAUUAUGUCAGUAGCACAGCAGAAGAAAAACAAUUUGAUUGUUUAGGCAGGCGGACCGAUCAUCUCAGCACCCAGGUAAAACAGAGGCGUCUAUCCUCCAUAUAAAGUAUGUGUUUUAUCCAUUUUUUUCAGGGUAGGAUAAUGGAGAGUUACCGACAACCUCUUCUUGUGCUGUGGUUGACUGCAGUGGUAGCGAUGAAUAUACAUGGCAGUAAUGCUGAGGCUGUGGGAGACGACAUCCUGGUGAAGAACUUCACCAGCAAGCUCCAAGUCAUUCCUCAUAAUGACAACAGCUCCAAUGUUACUAAACUGGUGAUUGAGGAGAGCCUGAUCACUCUGAGUGACGAUGACAGACUGGCCCUGGCUACUUAUCCCACACUGGUAGAGCUCCACCUGGAUGAUAACCAGGUGACCAGUAUACCAGCCAAAUACUUCUCUGUGGUACCAAACCUCAGAGUGCUGUCGCUGACCAGGAACAAAAUCAGCAGCCUGGACCCAGAGUCUUUCUCUGGCCUAGAUGUCCUCACCGAGCUGGACCUGUCCCACAACCUGCUGGCCAGUGUCCCUUCACAGCUAUUCAGACAGCUGAAAAAUCUACAGGUGCUGAACUUACAGGACAACCCCUGGAAUUGUUCCUGUCUGCUGCUGAGCAGUAUUGAGGAGAUCAAAGCAGCCGGAGUUACCACAGGGGGGCAACAAGUCACCUGUGCUUCUCCAGAGAAGCAGGCUGGGACAGAUCUUUUGCAGGCUACAGUCAUGUGUUACCCAUCAUCACCCCCACCUAUCGACACUACAGACCCACAAACAACCACAAAACCAGUCACCCCUCAACAGUCUUGGGGCUCAUCUACUGUGCUGAAGACCAUUCUGACAUCAAGCCAGAACCGCAACAUCAACAUAGACCAGACACCUGUGCUCAGCAACACAUGGAAGUUCACGGCAUGUGUUAUGGCCUUGGCACUAUGCACCUCCAUGCUCAUUGCAUGUGGCAUGAAGGGCCCCUCCUGGUACAAGCUCUUCCACAACUACCGUCAUCGGCGACUGCGCCAAGAAGAGGACCAGGACGACACCGUGUCGACAGUCUUCUCAGAGACAGGGAGACACAUGACCCAUCAGACAUUCACCUUUGAGCAAGAGGAUGGGCAGAUAGAGGAGGGAGAGGAAGAUGAAUAUUUUGAGGAUCCAUACAUCAGAAGGGAAGGAGACUUAGGAGAACCAUGACAGAGCAAACAGCAGCUGGUGAGCAAGUGACAAGGCGAGGAGGGGCAACGAGGCAAUCGUCACAAGAGGAAAAUUUGUCACUUGUGUACUUUAAAUAGGUGCUAAAUGUAGGACUGCUGUGUGGCUCCUAAUGAACAUUGCCUUGAGAUGGGAUAUGUAUAGUACACAUCACUUUAGGUGGAUACCCUGAGGAUGAAUAAAAUCAUUUCACUACUGAUGUUCUAA